Messenger RNA from Striga asiatica, 1263 nucleotides. The record is from the annotation of a GenBank genome assembly. NCBI's taxonomy places the organism in Eukaryota, Viridiplantae, Streptophyta, Magnoliopsida, Lamiales, Orobanchaceae.
AUGGAGAAGGUGAAGGCAAUAAACCGGACUGAUUUGGUGUCAUUGUCGCGGCUGUUGUCGUCUGCCGUUGUUGUCAGCGGCGGCGCGAGCCUAUUAGGCCCUAGUCUGGCGAGUCAUGAUCGGCGACUGCCGGUGGUUGCCGUCGUCGCUGGUGGCGCGGUGCUGACAAGGCAGGCGGCGAUAGGGGGCGGGCUCGAUGGUGGUUCCGGGAUUUGGCAGUGGCUGGGCUGCUUGUUAAUAGUGCUGAUUGUGGUGUUGAUAGUGAUGCUGGUGGUGUUGUGCGGGUAUGUCUCCUCCAGUAGUGUUGAUUGUGUAGAUGUGCUGUUGCUGAAUUCAGGGAACCUUGGUGAUCAUUUUCUUCCGUUUGCUGGGCAGGAUAUUCUGCUCCCCCUCCGUCCGCCAUCAUCCAUCCGCCGCCAUCCGCCCUCUGUCCACGUGCACCUUCUGCCACCAAAUGGACGACGUUCAGCUUCUGAGAAGGGGCGCUUGAAGCAUCUCAUCUCCGUCAGCCGUCUCGUCUCCGUCACCGUCGCGUCGCGCCGCCUCCGUCCGCGUCACGUCGUGCUUCACCUCCAUCCGCCGAAUCGCCACCGUCUGAUGCCGCGUCGCAUAGCCUCUGUCAGCCGCCUCGCCGCAUCACCUUCGUCUGCCAACGCCUCCGUCAGAUGCCACAUCGCCUUGCCUUCGUCCACCGCCGCUGCGUCGCCUCCCAUCCGACCACCAUCGCGUAAGCUCGUCUCCGACCGCCGCUGCGUAUCGUCGUCUCCAUCCGCCGCCGUGACGCCUUGCCUGCAUCCAGUCAUCUCAUCGACCAGCCCUCCGGCCCCAGCCGCAGCCACAUCCCCUCAUCCGCCCUCCACGACUUCGAUCCUGCAUCCGUCCGGUGGCUCCGCUUCUCCCAACUCCACCUUAUCACCUCAGCCGCCGGACUCCUUUACCUAUGGGCCUCUCCCGCCGCCAAAACCCCCCCAAAAUCCCACGUCGUCUGCAACCCCCUCACCGCCCAGUUCAAAACCCUCCCCCAUCACCGCCGCCGUCGCCUUCGUCCUCGUCGGCCGCCUCAUCACCGCCGCCGUCGCCUUCGUCCUCACCGAGCUCGCUGUCCUCUACUACCCCACCGACGGCGGCUCCAGCCUCAAUAGGCUCAAUUCAAGUCCAAUUUUCCAUCAAAGCCCCCGGCCCCAUCCUUAUCUCCGAUUCCAUUUGAAAUCGACCAACAGAGAUCAACGAAAAGAGAUUAGAGCAGAUUGGAGAUGGACAUGA